AUGAUUCGGGAACAGAAGGCUCCUCUGGGUUCGAGAUCAGACUUCACGCAGUCUAUAUCACAGGAAAAUUAUAAUUCUACCGCCCGACCGCGUGUUGCAUCUGGAAAAGAACCUACCCUUAGUGCAUCCCGCAACAACAAUCACUCCCUCUUCUCCUUUGGUGGAACUGCUGCUGCCGACGAGAAAUCCAGUAAUACCUUCGAAUUCCUACCUUCACCUAGUUUCGACGACCUUCAAAGUAGCAUAGCAUCCGCGUCCGAUGAUUUCAAGAAUCUCUUUCCGGCACCUGGAGGACAAAGCAUACUGGGGGAAAAGCGAUCGAUCGAAGCAAUGACUGAGGGACGGGCGACUGGCACUAUGUCUGGGACCGGCGCAGGUCGUGGGACAACUGGCCCGCGCCCUGCAAGGGCCGCCUCUCUUCUGCGGAGGCAGAGCACAUCUACACGGCAGAGCAGUAUUUCGUCAAUCGGGUCUGGGGCAUCAGGAUCAAUGGAUCCCCCAAGCGCUCCCCUCGCAAUGCGAAAUCGACGACAGCCUCAGCAUCCUCCAAUAUCUGCAAGCGCUGCAACCAACGCAAGAGCUCCUCGCAAAUCUAUAGGUCCUGGGGUAAUUGAUACCGACUACGCGAGACCUGCCCAAAGGCGGCGCCCAAGUUUAGCAUCCAACACAUCAUUGGGGGGCGUAUCAGAUGCUGGAGGAGUAUCUACCCGAGUAAAUAUUGGUGGUACUACAAGUUACACUGAAGGCGCUCGGGGAUUAACAGCGUCGCGGGCCGCAAAAACGAAAUCACUCCAACCACCUUCAAGGCAAGGGCAAACACAUUUGACACCAAAAAGCAGUACCCCAGAUCACAACAGGUCCUCACUGUAUGCUGGACGAUCACCUGGAAGAUCAAAUGGACAGGGCGCAACUACUCCAUCGUCUGCGAAACGUAUGUCAGUAAUGCCUCCUUCCAAUUCCCAUGCCAGUGGACUUGGCGCGAGAACCGUGAGCCCUACGGAUGCUCGACGGGCCAAACGGUUAUCGGUCCUUCAGCCUGCGCCUCCAAUGCCGAAUACGCCACCCCAACCAGAAGAGUCAAACUUUAGAGCCUCUCCGCGAUCGCCAUCGAUGCUACCGCGAAAGAUUCCGACACCAGCGUCAUCUCGAACCACACCUGACCUCACCCGUAAGUCUUAUAGCUCCGGCUUGUCAAUUGGGUCAAAUGCAAGCUAUAACACUUCUCAAACCUCUUCAGGUUCACUACAACCCCGAUUAUCAAUACCACCAGCAUCGUCCCGACUACCCACGCCGAAAACUAGAAAUAUACAUAGCUCAACUGGGAAUAAUGAGGAGGAAGAGGUUCCCCCCGUACCCGCGAUACCUAAAGCUUACGAAUCUCCAAAAGACUCGCCUUCAGAACCACCAUUCUUCAAGCGGAAGUCGAGUUUGCCUUUUGAUGCUAGCAGUAUACACAGUAUAUCAACAAAUAGUUUGUCAGGGAGGACUUCUGCAAAAGAGCCUGUCAAGAACGAGCGACCUCCAAAACCGCGGAAACAGGCGAUGCCCGCGAACUCUGAUGCUGAUCAGAAUAAUCCGACGCCGGUGAAUGCGAAAAAGAAGAAUCUCCAGCCUUUGAGAUUACCACCGCUAAAUCUGUUACCGCUGAGCACCCCUACAACGACGAAGAUUGCCGCUCUUCAUGAGCCGACAUAUUCAGAUGGUCAAGUGACUCCACCACCACGAAGAGCAAACGCAAAAACCCCAAGCACUCCAAUGACUGCAUCCAAAGCUUCAUUUUUCUCUCGAAAUCGGUCGGACGAGAAGAUUGAGCCGAAUGUAAGAAGCAACACUUCGACGCACCAUCUUCGAUCUGAAUCGCCGCAGAUGGGAAGCGGUUCCGAGGCGUCGAAACCAAUUCCUAUAAGUAACCGACAGCCGAGAACAACAGUCUCGCCAUUCAUAUCUUCUUCUCUCCCGAAGAAUGGUGAAGAACACUCAUACAUGCCAAGAUCCAAAACAAGUGGUGAUUUCAUGAACCAUGAUGCAGUGGCUGAGCCUGCUCGGCCUGCGAGAUUGACCGGUCCAAGGGCUCCCAAAGACAAAGCUCCGAAAACCGAAACGCAUACAGACAUCUCAAGUCCAGAGGAGCCAGCAACUCCUUCCUCUGGGUCGUCUUUACGGCGGAAACUGAGUCUCGGUUGGAAACGAACCACGUCCAAGGGCAGCAAUAGCAUAUCUCAAGCGGCAAAUGAAAGGCGCUCAGAGUAUCCGCCUGCACCACCGAAACAUGACAAUAUGCCACCUCCAAGAUUACCUGCGUCCGCGACUUUAAACAACUUGAACAACUACACUAUUCCAAGCCCUAGUCCUUCAAUCAAAUCUAAUCCGACCUACCUCGAUUCUAAGAGACGGAAGAGUUCGGCGUCAAGCUUGAGUACGUUCGCUGGCCAUGACCGGACGAGAAGCGAUUCAUGGGGCUUAAAUGGUAGCCCUAAAAAGGAAGAUCCACACAAGACCGAAAAACCAGCUUCCGCCGCUCCACGAACGACUUCGUCUGCUAUACACAAGAUGCUAUCCUCGAAAGCUUCAAACAGUACGAUGAAAGUGCAGGCGCAAGACCCCUGGACUGUGGAUCUUGAUAAACAAGACAUGGUCGCAGAAAGUGAGAUGAAGAGGCUGGCUUCGAAGCGAAAAGAGACAGAGCAAGCUGCACGUGUUUUGGACAGUCUGAAGAAGCGGGCGACACCAAAGGAGCGAGUUGGCCCGCAACAGGCGCUUCAGAUCGCCAAUCUUAAUAUAUAUGAACGUGGUGAGAUCGUAGACUACAAGGACGUCUUCUUUUGUGGAACUCAAAGUGCCGCCAAGCAUUCUGGGGAUUUGUCUUCAGAGGCUGCCAACUUUGGAUACGAUGAUGACCGUGGGGAUUAUACGAUUGCAAUGGGAGAUCACCUCUCAUAUAGAUAUGAAAUUAUCGAUCUGCUUGGGAAAGGGAGUUUUGGUCAGGUGGUCAGAUGUAUAGACCACAAGACUGGUGGGUUGGUUGCGAUCAAGAUUAUCAGAAACAAGAAGAGGUUCCAUCAGCAAGCUUUGGUCGAGGUCAAUAUUCUGCAAAAGCUGCGCGAAUGGGAUCCCCAUAAUAAGUACAGUAUGGUCAACUUCGUACAAAGUUUCUACUUCCGCGGUCAUCUUUGCAUCUCUACUGAGCUCCUAGAUAUGAACCUUUACGAAUUCAUCAAAUCAAACUCCUUCAAAGGCUUUCCUCUAGAGGUGGUGCGACGAUUUACGAAGCAGAUGUUGAACAGUUUGCUUCUGCUCAAGUCAAAGAAAGUCAUUCACUGUGAUCUCAAGCCCGAGAACAUCCUCUUGACCCAUCCGAUGCACUCUGAAAUCAAGGUCAUUGAUUUCGGCUCGAGUUGCUUUGAGAAUGAACGAGUCUACACCUACAUUCAGUCUCGCUUCUACCGUUCACCAGAAGUAAUUCUUGGCAUGACCUAUGGAAUGCCAAUCGAUAUGUGGUCUCUUGGCUGCAUCCUCGCCGAGCUUCUUACCGGCGUGCCCAUUUUCCCAGGAGAAAAUGAACAAGAACAACUGGCCUGCAUAAUGGAAGUCUUUGGACCCCCGGAGAAACACCUGAUUGAAAAAUCUACGCGGCGGAAACUCUUCUUCGAUUCCUUAGGCAAACCCCGUCUUACAGUAUCAUCAAAGGGCCGAAGACGUCGUCCGAGCAGUAAGACACUGCCGCAGGUGUUGAAGUGUGAGGAUGAGACAUUUUUGGACUUCUUGACCAGGUGUUUGAGAUGGGAUCCAGAAAGGAGGAUGAGGCCUGAUGAGGCUGUACGACAUGAAUUUAUCACUGGCAAGAAGAUCGCCACUGCACCCGUGUCUCGCACGACUCGAAAUGAAUCGCCGAUAAAACGCACACAUACUACCACCACACUAGCGAACACCAACCGCCCGCUUCCCGAACCGCCAACCACGAGUUUCAAGAACGGAAACCCGGUUCGGACUGCUGCCAGUCCGAUUAAAAAUGCAAUGAACACAAAUCGACGCGCAAGUAAUAUUGGUAGUGUGAAUAGUGUGGGAAUUGGGAGUAAGAGGACAAGUACUGGGGGACCGGUGGUCGGUGGAAGUGGGCUUCCAAGGGUUAUGACGCGGAGCGUGUCUAAAGAUCUCGCUUCUGCAGGUGCGACGGCUGCAAUGAGCUCGAGUAGGAGAUAG
Messenger RNA from Lachnellula hyalina, 4200 nucleotides. It is a transcript of the gene pom1, whose product is annotated as Dual specificity protein kinase. Lineage: Eukaryota; Fungi; Ascomycota; Leotiomycetes; Helotiales; Lachnaceae. Gene Ontology annotation, molecular function: protein serine/threonine kinase activity; ATP binding. Gene Ontology annotation, biological process: peptidyl-threonine phosphorylation; peptidyl-serine phosphorylation. The record is from RefSeq and is a predicted model, not a curated record. Bases 1 to 4200 code for a protein of 1399 amino acids. The transcript is spliced from 3 exons.